AUGGCUCUCCCGCGCCUCAUCCUCAGUCUCGCCGUGUGCCUAGCUCCCGCCCAGGUGUGGGCAGCCGCCGUCUCCCACGCGACGGACCCAUGCCGGUCUGCCUCGUUCGACUAUGUCAUUGUCGGCGGAGGAACGUCGGGCCUGACGCUGGCCAACCGGCUGAGCGAGACGCCUGGCGUCACCGUUGCCAUCAUUGAGGCCGGCACCUUCCCCGAGAACGUCGUGGGCAACCUCAGCGCCGUGCCCGCCUACGCUGGUAGGCUGGAGGCCUUGGCCGAGACGAACUUGUCCGCGGGCUGGGGCUUCCGGACGGCACCGCAGCCGGGUCUAGGAGGUACCGUCGCCCCAUUUGUGCGGGCCAAGCUGCUCGGCGGCUGCAGCUCCAUCAACUUCGCGGCCUACUCGCGCGCGUCCAAGGGCUCGCUGCAGAAGUUUGCCGACGCGGUAGGCGACCAGUCGUACACGUGGGACAACGUGCUGCCAUACUACAAGAAGAGCAUGCUCUUCACGCCGCCCAACAGCGCGACUCGCUUCCCCAACGCCACGCCAAGCUACGACCCCGCCUACACGGCCCGCAGAGGGCCCCUGGACGUCACCUACCCGGCCUACGGCGAGGCCUGGGGCACGUGGGUCGCUCGGGGCCUGACAGCCGCCGGCCUCCCGCGGGCCGGCGCCUUCAUUACGGGCACGCUCAACGGGAACACGUUCCAGGUGCUGACCCUCAACCCGCGGACCGGCCACCGUGCUUCGUCCGACACGGCCUUCCUGCGUCCGGUGCUGAGCCGUAACAACCUGGUCCUCUUCGACGGGACGCUGGCCGAGCGCGUGCUGUUCGACUCGAGCAAGACGGCCACGGGCGUCAGUGUCAGCAGCACAAAGUGCCCCGCGGCCUUCACCCUCUCGGCCAGGAAAGAAGUCAUACUUUCGGCCGGUGUCAUCCAGUCGCCACAGCUGCUCAUGGUGUCGGGUGUGGGUCCGGCCGCGGCGCUGGCGCAGUACAACAUCACCGUGGUGGCGGACCGGCCGGGCGUGGGUCAGGGUCUGGUCGACCACAUCCUGAUCCCCCUCACCUGGAAGACCAAUCUGGCCAUCCCGGACACGGCGAGCCCCGCGUCGGUCAACGCCUUCAACACGGCCGAGACAGGCCCGCUGACCAACCCGGGCGGCGACUUCGCGGCGCUCGAGAAGAUCCCCGCGGCGUUCCGCACCAACUUCUCGGCGUCGACCACGGCCACGCUCGCGGCGCUGCCGGCCGACUGGCCCGAGGUCGAGUACCUGAUCAGCCCGUUCGCCGUGUCGCCGGGGGCGACGCCGGGGCAGGGGUACUCGAGCUUGUUUGUGGUGCUGCAGGCGCCGCAGAGCGUGGGCACGGUGGGCAUCGUCAGCGCUAGCAUGGCCGACGCGCCCGUCAUCAACCCCAACUGGCUGACGGCGCAGGCCGACAUCGACGUGCUGCUGGCCGGCUUCAAGCGCAUCCGCGCCUUCGCCGCGUCCUCCGCCAUGGCCCCCGUCGUCCAGGGCGAGUUCCUCCCCGGCGCCCAGCUGCAGACCGACGCCCAGAUCCUCGAGUACUUCAAGCUCGCCGCCACCUCCAUCCACCACGGCCACGCCACGUGCAAGAUGGGCAAGGCGAGCGACCCCAGUGCCGUCGUCGGGCCCACGGGCAAGGUGUACGGUGUCAAGAAUCUGCGUGUUAUCGACUCUGCGUCGUUCCCCUUCUUGUUGCCCGGACCGGGCCCGCAGACGCACAUCUACAUGCUUGCGGAGAAGCUGGCGGAUGCAAUCAAGAGUCGUAAUUAG
Messenger RNA from Lasiosphaeria miniovina, 1800 nucleotides. RefSeq lists its product as uncharacterized. Bases 1 to 1800 code for a protein of 599 amino acids. The transcript is spliced from 5 exons. NCBI's taxonomy places the organism in Eukaryota, Fungi, Ascomycota, Sordariomycetes, Sordariales, Lasiosphaeriaceae. Gene Ontology annotation, biological process: secondary metabolite biosynthetic process. The record is from RefSeq and is a predicted model, not a curated record. Gene Ontology annotation, molecular function: oxidoreductase activity, acting on CH-OH group of donors; flavin adenine dinucleotide binding.